This is a messenger RNA of Amoebophrya sp. A120, 4444 nucleotides long. The record is from the annotation of a GenBank genome assembly. Lineage: Eukaryota; Dinophyceae; Syndiniales; Amoebophryaceae.
GAUGAUUUGAAAUCGGAUGACGAUUUGAUAUCCCCACACUCCGGAAUCGGCUCCGGAUCCGGCUCCGGGCACGACGAAGAUGAAGAUUCUGAGGACCGCAGUCCUCGGUCGCCAUCCAGGUCUCGCUCCCCUUCGCGUGUUUCGAAGAGCGAAGAGGAGGAGGAAGAAGACUAUUACGGAAAACCAGUGGUGAAGAAAAACGACUCGAAUUCUUCCGAAGUUGUGCAGCAGCCCAAGACGGUGACUAGUACCAGCGACCAUGGUAUGACGAACGCCAAAAAGCUCGACGAUUUAUCGGUGAAAAAUAAUCGCAAGACUACGACUCUUUCCGGACAGCCGAUCCCGAAGUCUAGUGCGAAAAAGCCUCUUGAUGCAUCUUCUACUCGUUUUGGAUUUGGAAAGCAGGGAGGUACUACUAGCAUCAAGGAUGGCGCGGUCUUGGUGAAGACCAACAGGAGCAAGCGCUCCAGCAGUGUUUCCGAUGACGACGGUGAAGAUGCGCAUGGAAACGGGUCCACUUAUGAUCUCAUUUCACCGCCGGCCCAGUUCGGAAAGUAUAACCAGGCAACUGCUACUGCUGAGGGCAAAAAGUCGAAAGGAGGGGCGAAAAGCGGCCGUGACAACGAAGCAGCUCCUGCCGAAAAUAAGAUGAAAUCCGACAAGAAAACAGCUGCCCAAGACAUCACAACUCAAACCGGUGGUGGCGCGGGUACUACUACUGGUCGUUCUUCCGCUACUUCCGCCGCGCCGGGACCUGGUGGUCUUGGUCUCAACUUGAACUUUAUCGGGCGCCGCAGAGAUAGUGAGGACUCGCUGCGACACGGCGAAUCGUCCUCUCCGUCGUCAUCGGAUGAACAUAUUGAAGAGGAAAAAUCAGACGGCGAUGUUGAGAUGGAGAGACAGCAGAAUGACAAGAAAAACGAUAACCUGAAGUUGCCCGCUCCAGCCGACAACGACGACCCCGAAAGCAAAAAGCGCAAAAUGACGGAAGAUAUCGAAACCCCAGCGAGUGUGCGAUCCAAGGCGGAGGAACUGAAGUCGCGUUACAAGCAGAAGUUGCUGGACGACAAGCUGAAGGCGGCGAAGGAAAUGGCAACUGCCAAGGCGGAGGAAGAAGAUGAAGAACAAGAACGUGAACGUCUCCGGGUAAAUAACUUGAAACGCGACAGGAGCAAAAGCCGAAGCGGAAGUAGGAGCCGCAGUCGCGGCACUCCUUCUGGCAAGCAUAAAGAGUCGAAGCAUGAUGGUGAUGAUGACGUCAUCAUCCCUUUACUUGACCCAACCCCGGAGGAACUCGAGGAUAUGCGAAAGAACAACGUCACCUUGGAGGAAUUUCGUUUUCUCCGCGCCCAGUUAGAGAAGGGGAAGCAGGAAGAAAAACUGCGGUUAGAAGAGGAGAAGAAGCAGAAGGAGGAAGAGCGGGAAAAACGAAUUCAGGAGCGGUUGGAGCGAGAACGGGAAUUUCGGCAGAAGCAGCCGAGUAGGUCGCCGCGGCGCGGUGCGAGAGAUCGGGAUGCUGUACCACGUGGAGGCGCUGGCUCCAACCGGAGCUGCAAAGAGGCUGACGUCAAAGAGAACAAGGAGAACAACAAUAGCAGCACUGCUGGUUCUGGUACUACUAGCAGCACGAAAAAUAAUAUCUUGCAACCGCCGCCGUCGAAACUAGCUGACAAGCACAGUGAGACCAAAUCCCUGGGGCAGCAACUCCUCGAUCAGUACGUCGGGAAUGGAAUGAAGGGCAGGGUGGAGCAGCUGAAGCUCGAGGCUGCCGCGGAAAUAAAGACGAAGCGGGACCGAGCUGGCGCAACUACAUCUCCCGAUCGUUUUGCUUCUGGGGACAACAAGACGGGCAAAAAUAACCCGUCUGAAGAGAUGAACAUUAAAUCUAGUGCAGCCGACAUCAAUCAGCCUUCCACCGUUCUUCUCCGACCCCCUUCGGGUGGAGCGCGCUGCGACUUACGCCCGAACGAGAAGUACGUGGAGAAGGAGCACAACAACUACAAAAGUGUUGCUGGAACUACAAAUGUCCUCACUUCUGAGGGGUUUAGCAAUAGAAAUCCCGCGGCGGGAAAUUGCAUUCUGAAACCGAACAGGAAAAGAGGCAGUUUUGGACCACUUGGAGCCAAUGCAGGACGGAAAGGAUCUUCCGAAUACGGUGGUGGCAACGAGCCGUCGAUUGAAAAAUCUGCAACCGAAAAGAACGACAAGCAGCUGUCGCGGACGAAUUCCUUAGUCGUGGAUAAAAGGUUGAACUCCGCUUCAUUACAAUCUUCGGAGGACAUCGAGAAAAAGGUUGACCGGACCAUCACCGAAAAGCUGAAACGGCGGAACAACCCCUUUGAGGAUAAAGACUACGAGUACAACGGAAGAGGCGGUCGCGGGGAAACGAGGGACAAGUCGGAUCAGGAUCACGACGAGAAGUUAUCUUCUCGCCGGGAGAAUAUUAAGAAGUCAUCUCGCGAUCGGGAUCGCCGCGGCCAAAGUGGCCGAUCUUACUCUGCUCCCCGCAGCGAAAAAGGCCGGGGCCGGUCGAAGGAGGCGCGGCGGUAUGAUAACAAGAAAGACCACAAAGACGACUACGACAAGAAAUCUAAGCGGGGGAACAAAACCGACAGUGUCGGGAAGUCUUCUUCCCCAGCAGGAGCUGCGCGAGGCACCAGGCUGGAAGAGCUGAAGAGCCGGUCGGGAAAAGAUCUGAAAACUCCGGAGUUGCGGAGUGUCUCCCGCGGAGGAGGAAAAGGGACCGGAACUACGGGGCGGAAGAAAGACCGGGAAGAUGAAGAUCGGAAGAGAAGUGCGGCAGAUGGCAGUACUUCUGGGCGUGACCGUCGCGGAGGUGAUAAAAGUCGUGACAAAAAAUCUCGGUCUCCGAAAACCUCCGAAAGCCUCCGUGUUGCUUCUGAGGAGCGCCGAGAGCGGGAGCGGAAGAUCUGGGAAGGAAAACGAGCGAAAAUCGUGGCGGAGAAAGAACACCUGUAUGCGGAGCGGAAGAAAAAUGCCUGCCCGCCGGAGCAGUGGUCGUUUGAUCCGUUUGAUUUUUUUCUGCACGGACAGGUCCCGGGAACGGUGACCAAGGACGGCGAAAUGUUUGUGUGCAAACCCCUGUCGAGCGGCGUUUGGGCGACGGUAAGUAGUUAUUUCAUACGGAGGAUCAUGCCGAUAGAUCAACUUUUCUGAAGUUUUUCUUGACCUGCCCACGCAUUUGUAGAUAUAUAAUGAUUAGCAGAGCCUUCUAUAAUCCCACUCUGAAAAACAACUCGAACUAUUCUCAUUGCUACUAUACAUCUUCAGGCCGCACCCGUUCCCGAAACCUCGGAACCCGCCCAACCCCCGACCUACCACACGAAGCAGAGCAUGCACGACGACGACGAGACUGAAGAGACAGUGCCGCUGACGCCGCAAGAACGCAAGCGAUCCUCUCCACCCGGUGGCCGUCGCGGCGAUGGAAAUAAAAACCGGUCGCGCUCACGCGAAAACCACAACCGGACUCUGAAGAAAGAGGACAUCAAAGCUCGUCCCACCCGGGACGAGUCCAUCGCCCGGCCCCACCCGCACGAAUACGACUAUAACCGGCUGGGAAAGAACCGAGAUCUAGUCCGCAUGGGCGAGGACGAAAGGAGUGCGCAAUACAAGGCCGCAAAGGGAGCAGGGGGUGCUGGAGGACAGAUUUACAACCUGAAGGAGCCCAUGAGCAGUAGAGGAGGAGAGCAUCACUACCAGCGUGAGCUGCAAGGGACUUCCAGCUCCAGUUCCUUCACUACUAACAACGCCAUCCUCCGUCCGGCGCGCGGUCGGGCGAACACGGGUGGCUCCGAUUUUUCGCACCAGGAGAUUAAGGUCGAGAAACAGUUGGACCACAUGGCUGUGAUUGACCCGAACCAGAUCAAUCUCGAGCACCUCCUAUGAACUGCAAAAGUAUCUUCAUACUCGUACUGAUCGCAUUUAUGCAUUACAAAUUUCUUUGUCACGCUAAAUCAGCAUGACAAAUUCCAUUUGUCAUGCUGAGCUCGUUUGUAUUGCAUUUGCAAUACUACCAGUGCGAUACUUUUGCAAUGCAUACCUCCCGAAGCCGGUCCAGCAGGUUUCCCGCGGGGGCGAAGUGUGGGCGGUGUUUUCGGAUCACGUGGAUCACAAGGCGCUGUUUGAUUGCAGCGACCAGUGCCGGGAGAUCUUUCGGGAAAAGAAGAAGCAGAAGCGCGGAGGUGGGGGGGAGGAAUCGGUACGCGGCGGGGGUGGAACCACAGCCGCGACGGCAGUCGGGUCUGCAAUGACAAGUAGUAGCUCAGCAACAGGAAGUUCUAACACCCACAAUAUCAGCUCUAGUGCUGCGGGGUCGUCUUCCAGAGACCACACCUCCAGUUCGGCUUUUGGCGCCUCCUCUACUAAUGCCGGAUCCUAUUCCAGUCGAAAUCGGGUGGGUGGAAAGGGGGGGAAGCGGUGGUGA